Ipomoea triloba (trilobed morning glory) is the source of this 2884-nucleotide messenger RNA. RefSeq names its product WD repeat-containing protein 44-like. Lineage: Eukaryota; Viridiplantae; Streptophyta; Magnoliopsida; Solanales; Convolvulaceae. Bases 1 to 2730 code for a protein of 909 amino acids. The record is from RefSeq and is a predicted model, not a curated record. Gene Ontology annotation, molecular function: protein binding. The transcript has 7 exons.
AUGGAUCGGAAGAGGACGUUGAAGCUGAACUGGAGUAAUCUGGGAAGAUUGGACGACGACGAUCAAUUCUUUGAACCCAAGGACCGUCUCUCCUGCGCCGGCCCGAUCGAUUUAGUGGGCUUUGAUUCCGACGACAGCGACGAUGAGUUCGAGGAUAGCCGUUUGUCCCUAUCGGAAGCCGCAUUUACCAACAGCUUCCGUGCAGGCCUGCAGGCGAUUACCCAGAAACAUGCCCAGAAACAGCCCUCUAUGAACAUGGCAGAUUACGGCAUGUGGAUGGCCGAGCCAGGCGAUAUAAAGGAGCGUCGCAAACGCCUUCACCAAGGAAUGGGGCUGGUGAGCAAUAAGGAUCUCCUCAACAAGGUCACGAGCUCAAAGAUCGGACGGGCUAUUUCAAGAAAGCCCCCGGAUUCUUUUGGGAAGAAAGAUAAUAAGUUUUUAUCUAAAAAAGAAGAAUCGUUCAAGGCGAUCCCUAGAGUCAUGUCAAGAAAGCCCCCAGAUCCUGGGAAAUUAAUGAAUAAAUUUGAGUCCAGAAAGGGAACUUUCAAGGUUAAAGGUGCCGCUUCUACCCCUUCUCCUCCUAUCCCACAAAAACCCAUCCAAAAUCAAGAGAAAAAGGAGGUGAUUAAGGAGCCGGAGCCGGAGCCUAAGGAGCCCAAGAAGCCGGCGGCGGCGCCGGAGGAGCCGCCGCCGGCGGAGGAGCCGCCGGAGGAGGAGGAGGAGAACGAAGAGGAUGAGGCGGCGGCGUUCCCAUUUAUGCUGGUCCGGUCAAGAUCAGAAGGCGAUAUAGAUUCUUUCUCAGCAAACACUAAGAAGAGGAGAGAAGAAAUGCUUGGCCCGGGGGUAUCAAAACACCGUCUAAUAAGAACACACUCCGAACUAACAUCAUACAGAACCGGAAUAAAACAACUCACCGGCCCAGUGAUCGUGACAAAACGAAAGAAACGCAAAAAAAAGAGAGGAUCGUCCCAGACGACUAGUAUGACAGAUGAGUGUUUCGGGUCAUUUUUCUUGAUAAAAAAUCUGGACACGGGGAAGGAGUUUAUCGUGAAAGAGUGCAACGAAAAGGGGAUGUGGAAUAAACUGAGUGACCUCCAGACGGGGAAGCAAUUAACCAUGGAGGAAUUCGAGAAACAUGUGGGGUAUUCAAGGAUGGUUAAGGAGCUAAUGCACAGAGCACAUGGGAGAUCAGACAGUAAGAUAAACAUGAACUCUUAUAUUAGCAAGAGUGUCAGGUACAGCAAGAAAACCAGUGUGGCUCUGAUGAAGAACAUAAAGGAUGUGGCGAAUUCCAUGAGUUUGAAGAUCACAGAUAAGGAUCCCACUUUGCCUCCUGUUGAUCAGAAACCCAAGAAGAAUUACACGGGGUCGUCGGAGUGGAUUAAAGUUCAGCAGCAAGGGAAAACCCUAAAGGAAUUUACAGGGCUGCAGCUGUGCCAGGAAAUCCAGGCUCAUGAGGGCUCAAUAUGGACUAUCAAGUUCAGUUGGGAUAAUCAUUACCUAGCGAGUGCUGGGGAGGAUAAAGUGAUUCACAUAUGGGAAGUUCAAGAUGUUGAGGUUAUUAAACCCACAGAUGAACAAGGGAAUUUGAAGGCCAAGGCCCCCUCUACUAAAAAGAAGGACGGUUCUGUUCCUGAGUAUGUGAGCAUGCCGGAUGCUGUGUUUUCUUUCUCAGACAAGCCACUCUGCACUCUCACAGGCCACCAGGAUGAAGUCCUGGACCUGUCUUGGUCAAAAUCCAAGCUCCUACUUUCUUCUUCCAUGGACAAAACCGUUAGGCUUUGGAACAUAGAAGGCCAGAACUGUCUGAAAAUGUUUGCACACAAUGACUAUGUUACUUGCGUACAGUUCAAUCCCACAGAUGAUGAACACUUCAUCAGCGGAUCACUAGAUGCAAAGGUUCGGAUUUGGAACGUGCCAGAUCGAAAAGUUGUAGAUUGGAUUGAUCAGAAAGAUUUGGUCAGUGCCCUUUGCUAUGCUCCUGAUGGAGAGGCUGUCAUAAUUGGUUUACAAAAAGGCAUCUGUCGGGUGUAUAGAAUCACAGAUUGCAAACUUGAAGAAGAAGAUCAGUUUGAUGUUGAACCAAAGAAAAAAACCCAGAAUAAAAAGAUCACUGGUUUUCAGUUUCAUGGAACAAAUCCAGCAGAACUGCUAAUAACCUCUGCCGAUGCUUACAUCCGUACCCACGAUGGAACGAAUUUCACCCAAAAAUAUAAAGGUUUCAAAAUCACAACCGGGCAAAUUUCAGCUUCGUAUGGGCAAGACGGAAAGUAUGUGGUGUGUGCAAGCGAAGACUCUCAGGUGUACGUGUGGAAGAGAGAAGAAGUCAAAAACGUAGGAGGGAAACCAAGAUACGUCACCGUCCAAGCUCACGAAAACUUCCCUUGCAAAGACGUUUCAGUGGCCAUUUCAUGGCCCGGCACCGACACAAAGAAUGAACAGCCAUCAACGCCACUUUCAUCCAAGAAGCAACAAGCUGAAGAAGAAUCCGAGCAACCCACAGAUACAACAGAUUCAGCAACUCCACCCAGCAGUGAAUCUCCUUCCCCAUCUCACUCUCAUACUCGGUCUUCUUCCUGGAGUAUUCUGCCGGCUGACGCCGCCGCAGCCCAGGCAACGGCGUGGGGGAUGGUGAUUGUGACGGCAAGUUCAGGGGGCGAGAUAAGGGUGUACCAAAAUUUUGGAUUGCCUGUCAAAGUCAAGGGGCAGGCCAAUCUAUUCAUUGCAUAGUUUGGAUGCACAAAUUUAAUGCAUUUCUGGAAUAGAUUUUGGUUUUUGUUCUCAAGGGUUUAGAAAAACUAUGCUUUUGUAGGUAGAAUUUGUGUAUAGUAUAUCAAUUUUGAGAAUGUAACUCCUUAGCGCAUGCUAAGUAAUUGGACGACAC